GACGCAGGACGUAAAGCUUGACAUCAUUUCUCCUCAGCCCCAUGCAGCAACAAGGAGGUCUGCCUGUUAGUCACACGCAUCCGACCUGAGGCGGAAAAGGAUGUUUUGGCAGCAGUGACAUUCUUAAAAUCCAUUGUGAACUGAAACAUGGGCAGAGACGCCUACAGCUGAACUAACAGGAAAUGAAGCUGACGCAUCUCAGACUUUUUUCCUUUGUCGUAUUGAGCAUUGUGAAACGAUGUGUCUGUCUCCUCUUGAAGUGUGUUCCACCUAGUUUCUUUCACUAAGUGCUCUGACUAGCUGUGGCCUUGUGCUUUUGGUUUACAAAUUACAGACUGGACAGAAAAAACAAGCACAAAAUGGACGAUCCAUGAUCCUUCUUAGACGCCAUUUUCUAUUGUAAAGCAAAUUGACAUAGACCAUAAAACCACAACCCAUUUGGCCAGAACAGUCAAGCCAGAAGUCAACUCCUGCUGUUAAGGUAUUUCCUUGAAAUCAUAUGCUGAGCUUUUCCUCUGGAAAAUCCACCCAAACUUUAAUCUGCCCUAACCAUGAUUUUAAGAAGAAAACUGUACUUAUGCGCUCUGUUAGGAGCUAUUUUGUUUUUAAUGAUAGCUGCUCACACCAUUCAGAAGACCAGUGUUGUGCCAAUUGCAAUAAUACCCACUCAAAGCACUGUCAGGAUACAGACGAAGAACCAGACACAGUCCCAACCUGUUACGGAGCCAAGGCGAGGUCAUUUCUGUAGCUGUCCAUCUUGUGUAGCAGACACAGGUGUGUCUGAGUGGUUUGACCAACGCUACAAUCACAACCAGCAACCUUACCUCACCGGCAAGGAAAAUGACAUAGAUCCGCUCUCUCUAAAGUGGUGGCUGUCUUUGCAGUCAUCUGACGGGACUAUCAAGGAUGUCACCCAGAAGAUGUUUAAGAUCAUCUCUCCCCCACCUGUGGAUGAGACUCCUCGGCAAAACCAGUGCCAGAAAUGUGCAGUUGUUGGAAACUCUGGGAAUCUGUUGAAGUCCAAAUAUGGAGCCUUGAUAGAUUCCCAUACAACUGUUUUUCGAAUGAAUAAAGCCAUAACUAUUGGUUAUGAGGUUGAUGUGGGUAACAGGACCACACACCACUUCAUGUACCCAGAGAGCGCAACCGAUCUCGGCCCUGCAGUCCAUCUUAUCCUUCUUCCUUUCAAACUGCGAGACUUGCAGUGGUUGACCAGUGCCCUUUCCACGGGAGAGAUCAAAAUGACGUACAUGAGAGUAAAAAAUCGUGUACAAGCUGAUAAAGACAAGGUGAUAGUUGUAAAUCCAGCCUUCUUUAAGUACACACAUGACAGGUGGACAGAGCAUCAUGGAAGAUACCCGUCCACUGGGAUAGUAGCUAUUAUAUUUGCUCUGCACCUCUGUGACGAGGUUUCAGUGUUUGGAUAUGGGGUGGACCAGCAAGGAAACUGGCACCACUACUGGGAGAAAAACAGAUAUGCUGGUGCGUUUCGCAAGACAGGCGUCCACAACGCAGAUUUCGAGGCUGAGAUAAUCCAAAGGCUCAGCAAAGAGGGCAAAAUUAAACUGUACAGAUGAGCCUAUAAUAGUGGCCUUUAUUGACUAAGUAGUACUGAAAGCCAUAAAAAUGUUGGGCCAGGACAUGCAGCAGCUGUAUGCAAGCCAAAGAGAAGCAGAUCUUUGAUCCACCCUACCAUUAAUUGACCACUGUGAACUGCACUGAACCAAACCCACAGACAUCAAGCUGUAUUCUCAAGACCAAAUGAACUCCUCCUGUCCUCUAACAGCAUUUUCUUGCUAUGUCAAGUCAUUUUUAUUUGUAUUGAAGACUUAAAGUGAUCAUUGUGUAGUUUGAUUAAAUAUGAUUAUAAAUUGUGUAUAAAAAUUGAAUAAUUAAAUAAUAAUUGCAUUUAGAACCCCUGUGAGCAAACUGUAGGUGACUGUGGCAAGGAACACAAAAUUCCAUAAGAUGUUGGUUAAUGGAGAAAAAUAAUCUUGGGAGAAACCAGGCUCACUGUGGGGGUCAGUUCCCCUCUGGCUAACAUCAUGAAUAUAAUGCCAAUAUUAGUUAUUUAUGUGCAGUGCAGGUCAUGGUUUAAGAUUAGUAAACUAAGUAAGUGUUAAGGUCCAGUGUUUAAAAAAAUAUUUUUUUAUGAACUGUAAGAUUAAUGACUAAUGUCUUUGAAGUUCAUCCUGGAUAAACUGCAGAAGGUCACAUAGAUGCAUUGUCCUUUGUUAGUUGGCUGAUGAAGGCUUUUGUUGGCAGGUAAAUAAUAGUCUGUGUAUUCCAUUUCAAGAGUGUAGUCCAUCAAUAGACAAAGGUGAUGCAGGCAGAGAUCAGUGAGGUGCAUCGCAGUUCAACCGGCAGGCCAUUUCAGUGAAGUUCGGUGGGGUCCAUCCAAAGUCCAAGGUUCAGGCAGUGGCAUAUGAAUUAUCCAAUCUCUUACAGUUGGAGUUGGCAUCAGUUCAUCCUCUGAAGUCCAUCGUAAAAGACUGAAGUGAUCCUCGGGAUAUGAAUGGAAACAAAUAGACAUGGAAACAAACAGAGUAAUAUUAGCGUAAAUGUCAUUCAAUUUUAUGCAGAGUUAUAGAUCAUGAUAGAUGUUUUUGGUUCCGGCAGACCUAACUAAAGCAGCCUAAUUGUGAGUUGAUGGAUAAAUUAGGUGUAUGCCUGGUUAAAUAGAUGAUUCUUUAGUCUAGACUUAAACUGAGUGAGUGUGUCUGCAUCCUGAACAGUGUUAGGGAGACUAUUCCAUAGCUUAGGAGCCAAAUAGGAAAAGGAUCUACCUCCUUUUGUGGAUUUUGAUAUUCUAGGAAUUUUAACAAGCCAGAAUUUUGUGAUCAUAAUGAACGUGAUGGAAUAUAGCAUGUCAGAAGGUCACUUAAGUACUGUGGAGCUAGAUCAUUCAAAGCUUUGUAUGAAGUUAACAGAAUUUUUAAAUUAAUACAAAAUUUAACAGGUAGCCAAUGUAAUGACAAUAAAAUGGGGCUAAUAUGAUCAUAUUUCUUGGCACUCUGGUAGCUGCAUUUUGAACCAAUUGAAGUUUAUUUAUUGAACUUGCUGGACAUCCUCCCAGUAAUGUAUUGCAAUAAUCUAGUCUUGAGGUCAUGAAUGCAUGAAUUCAUUUUUCGGCAUCAGCAACAGAGAGCAUGUAUCGUAACUUAGCAAUAUUUCUGAGGUGAAAGAAUGCUGUUCUACAAACAUGGGAAAUUUGAUUUUCAAAGGACAGAUUGGUAUUAUAACACACAAGUUCUUCGUUGUAGAAGACGACGUAACAGUACAUCCAGCGAGAGUCAAAUUAUAUUUUAGAGGCUAAUUUUUAGAGGUUUUUGGUCCAAUAAGAGGUUUUUGGGCCAAUAAUUAUUACCUCUGUUUUGUCGAAAUUGAGUAGAAGGACAUUUUUUGAUUUCAUUGAUACACUCUGCUGAUUUGGAGAAUUGUGAAUUUUUGUUGUGUUUAGAAGAAAUAUAAAGUUGGGAAUCGUCUGCAUAACAGUGGAAACUUAUUCCAUGAUUCCUGAUUAUAUCUCCCAGGGGAAGCAUGUAUAAGGAGAAAAGCAGAGGCCCUAAAACUGAUCCCUGUGGCACUUCAUACUUAACUUUUGUUUGAUUUGACAGUUCCUUGUUUAUGCAUACAAAGUGGGAGCGGUCUGAUAAAUAGGACCUAAACCAUGCUAAUGCAAGUCCACUAAUGGCAACAUAAUUCUCCAGCCUAUUCAAGAUAAUGUCUUGAUCUAUCGUGUCGAAGGCAGCACUAAGAUCUAAAAGCACUAGAAGAGAAAUGCAGCUGUGAUCAGAUGAUAAGAGCAAGUCAUUUGUAACUCUGAUAAGUGCAGUCUCUGUACUGUGAUUGGGCCUAAAUCCUGACUGAAAUUGUUCAUAUAUACCAUUUCUCUGUAGAAAUGAACACAGUUGGGAGGACACUACCUUUUGUAGUAUUUUCAACAUAAAUGGUAGAUUUGAAAUCAGUCUGUAAUUAGCCAAUUCUCCAGGAUCAAGCUGUGGCUUCUUAAUAAGUGGUUUGAUAACUACCAUUUUAACGUUUCUUGGGACAUGUGGAUAGUGAGGAGUUAAUAAUAUUAAGAAAGGUUCUGAGAUUACAGGGAAUACCUCUUUUAAGAGCUUAGUUGGUAUUGGAUCUAACAUACACGUUGUGGCUUUUGAUGUUUUGAUAAGUUUUCUUAGCUCUUCAUGACCUAUGACAGCAAAAGAUUGAAGUUGCUCGUGAGGAAAAUUAUGAGACACUGUUUUCUGAGGUGCUGUGACGAUUGCAUAGUUCCAAUUUUAUUUCUGAUUAUUUAAAUUUUAUCAGUAAAUAAAUUCAUGAAGUCAUAACUAUUGUGCUGCAACUGAAUAUCUGGUUCAGUUGAUGCUUUAUUCCGAACAAAUUUAGCCACAGUACUGAAUAAACACCUAGGAUUGUUGUGGUAAUUUUCUAUGAGUUUGCUCAAAUAAGCUGACCUGACCUGACAGUUUUUAGUGCCUGUUCUAUGCACCACGAAAUACCUCUAAUUUUGUAUUCUUCCACUUGCACUCCAUUUUCUGAGCUGCUCUCUUGAGAGCAUGAGUGUGAUCAUUGUACCAUGGUGCAAGGCUUUUUUCUUGAAUUUUCUUUAAUCGGAGGGGGUUUCACUAUCAAGAGUGCUAGAGAAGACUGUAUUUAUAUUUUAUGUUAUUACAUCAAGUUCUUCUAGACUUUUUGGCUUACUGAGUAUAUGAGACAAUUCUGGAAGAUUAUUAGUGAAGCUAUUUUUAGUGGUCGAAAGAAUAGUUCUACCUGAAUGACAGCAUGGUGUAGAUUGAGUGUAGAUUGAGUCCAUAUGCUAUGUGCCUGAACUAAAACCACAUUAUGGUGUGGAUGCCUUCCUCCCCAACCGGGCAUUGAACAUUGAAGGAAGCAAACACUAAGCAGAUCAGCUUGAUCUAUUUUUAAGUCAACAUGAAACAACAGUUUUGUCUUCUGUAAAGUGAGAGAAAAAGUAAGGUGGGACUUCAUUUUAUCCAUUGGUAAUUUGAUUAGAUUGUGAAAAGUGGGUGACCCAUACCAGAAUUGAAAAUAAGAGGGCUUGGUGAUUUCAGCUGCAAAGGAAAUUAUUUUUUAGAGGCAGGGCAAGACCCGUUUUAAGACCAGGAACAUGCAUUAAGAAAGUAAAUAGGGUAAAUUUUGAUUUCAUGCACUGUAAAAAAAUAAACUGCAUUUCAUCCAGAUUAUUGGGGGCUUUUGAGUUGCUGAUACUAUGAAAUGUGAAUUACUUUGCAUCUACAUAAAAACACAUGUUAGACCAACAAUAUUCCCCCAAAUGUUGUCCCAACUAGCCUAACAGAGUUAUUUGAACAAACAAUUUCAUAUUGAACAAUGUUGAUAAUUUGUGAUUUCCCAGCAUGUGUAACGGUAGUCAGCUGGUACGUGAUAGCUGUACAGUGUGUAAACCUCACUCUCCUGGCCUUAAGAGGCAUGCUAGUGACCGAGGCUAAAGCCAUGGCUUUUCUAGCCUCCUUGCUAGCACGUCCAACUCCCAUGCCGGCGAUCACCGGUUCAAAUCCUGUGGGUCAAGUAGGACUGGUGACACAUGCAUUGCAACAUGAAUCAUUUAUGCGGUUAGUGUUUAGCCUUAUUUUUUGCUGUUUGUUGAAUAUUUUUGGUGUUGUUGUUUUUUGUUGCCACUGUUAGUAAGUUGUUGUGUGGUGAUGUAAGGAGCUAGUCUUUUAACUUAAUGAGGUUUGUUGAUUGUCACCAUUACUGCGGUUUACUAACAUUUAAUUAAAAUGGAAAGUUGCAAUACAUUUACUACAUCGAUUUUUGAAGGACCAUUGUCACCUUCAAGUUCUGUCCUCCUAUUAAUACAUACUGGCAUUGAAAUCACUCAGUGCACCCAAAAAACAUGCUGGAAGAUGUAUUUUUGUUGUAUAGGACUGUGAUACUGAUUUGUGUUUGAUUUACACAUUCUAGAUUUCACAUUUUAAUACACAUUCUUCAUUGCAGUGGAGACUUUUUUAUGGGAGCAUUAUUAGUGUAUGUGAUAUGUGUUUAAUAUGUACCUUUAGACCAAAGCUGUCCCUAGAGUGAGGCAUCUGGUCUUUGUGGCCUUGAAAUGACCCAGUGGCACUCGCCCAACAACAGACUUUGUUGUAAUUUAUAGUUUUGAAUAUAGCAAAUGCUGCAUUUUCAUACAUCUUUGAUUUACUGUAAUUUCUUUCAUUCUAUGGCCCUGAAUUAUGAUUGAUCUCUGUAUUUUUAUAGUUGAAAUUACUGGUGGUAAAUGUUCUGUGUUUUUUUUCCCUUUUCUAUCUAAGUUUGUAUUAUUGUAAACUUUUAUAAGGACUGUGACAAGGCUAAAAUUUGAGCUGUAAUUUUGAUGAUGUUUGUUGCUAUAGUGUUAGAGUACAUGUGCAGAGCUGUGGUUUGCUCAGUCAUUUUAUGUCCUUGAAUGUAUUUUGGCUUCGCAUGUAUUGCUUCUUUUCAAUCAAUGGCGUUCAUAGUGUUUUUAGGGAUUUUGCAUUGAGAGGUGAGAUAAUCAGACAAUACAAAAAUACUAUGAAAGUAUCAACACUAAAGAAUCAUCACUUUAGUGUGAAAAUCCGGUCAUGAAUAUGAAAGAAAAAACUGACAUGGAGGUGUUUUAAUUCUCUAUUUAGAAACAGAACCAAAGCAUAAACAAUAAAAAUUUAAUAAUUACAUUUAAAAGUCAUAGAUUAGCGUAUCCAGGACAUUAUUCAAAAUAAAAAAUGUUUGAUAUUUGUUGCAUAAAUAAAAAAUACAGAAAAACAUGAUUUUAAUUGAUAUACAAUAUCUCACAAUACUUAAAUGUGCAUUAAAGCUCAUCACAAACCUUUUUAUAAAAAUAAAAAAAACAAUGCAAAAGCUAAAACAUCACAUUUUCAACUAUGAAAACAUGAAGGUAUGUAUAUGGUCCUCUAAUGCAAGUAGAAAAAUAGAUCACCACUUAAAAUGGACUUACUUGGAUUUUUUAUUUAGGAGUCCAGAACACUGAGCAAUAACGUUCAACUAAAGUUGUGGCCAAAUGACUUUAGUAUUGUUUUGUUUACAUCUUACAAACUCAACAUGUGACCGUAGUUUUCAUAUUCCCUGGACUUCAUAUGAUUUGAGAAAUUCUGCCUUCUGACACAACAAACUGAGUAGUUAUCUGUUCUUUAAGCACUUUAAGAAAGGUAAAGUAUACAUUUUCAAUGUCCAGCUGAAUGUUUAUCCCAUUGUAAUGGCCAAAUUGUGUGGCAUGCACAUCUUUGUAAGCUUCUAUGUUCAUGGUGCUUUGUGAGAACCUGUGGUCUGUCUUCAAUAAACCACUUUCUUCA
Messenger RNA from Myxocyprinus asiaticus (Chinese sucker), 7313 nucleotides. RefSeq names its product CMP-N-acetylneuraminate-beta-galactosamide-alpha-2,3-sialyltransferase 2-like. The transcript is spliced from 7 exons. The record is from RefSeq and is a predicted model, not a curated record. Lineage: Eukaryota; Metazoa; Chordata; Actinopteri; Cypriniformes; Catostomidae. The coding region runs from base 552 to 1577 and encodes 341 amino acids. Gene Ontology annotation, molecular function: beta-galactoside (CMP) alpha-2,3-sialyltransferase activity.